Messenger RNA from Octopus bimaculoides (California two-spot octopus), 492 nucleotides. RefSeq lists its product as uncharacterized. Lineage: Eukaryota; Metazoa; Mollusca; Cephalopoda; Octopoda; Octopodidae. The record is from RefSeq and is a predicted model, not a curated record.
AUGUCUUUGUCAAAAAGGAGAAAAGUGGAUACAGAGUGUAGAUUAUUUCAAGAAAAGUGGGCCGUUUCCUAUUUAUUCGUGGAGGUGAAUAGGAAACCUGUGUGCUUGGUGUUUUCGCAGCAGAUUUCAGUGCUCAAGGAAUAUAACAUUUGGCGCCACUAUGAGACUCAUCAUGCCGACAAAUACAAUAACUUGCAAGAACAAAUGAGAAGACAGAAGGAGGCAUUGUGUUACAAGUCGUUCAAAAUGGAUCACGUCGUGGAAGCAGUUGUCCGAACUGCUAAUUUCAUCCGAACUAGAGGUCUGAAUCACCGACAAUUUGAUAAUCUUCUCAGCGAUAUAGGCGUUACCUAUGGUUUGCCAUAUCACACGAGGAAAUGGACCAAUCGAACGAUGUUGUACAAUGUUUCUUUACGUUUUAUGGUAUACAGACCAGAAAUAGCAAUGGAAAUUUCGAACAAAGAAAAGAAUAUCCUCUUAGACCCGUUGUAG